Messenger RNA from Leptopilina heterotoma, 4000 nucleotides. RefSeq lists its product as uncharacterized. The record is from RefSeq and is a predicted model, not a curated record. Bases 336 to 3629 code for a protein of 1097 amino acids. Lineage: Eukaryota; Metazoa; Arthropoda; Insecta; Hymenoptera; Figitidae. The transcript has 2 exons.
UGAAAUGUAAAGAACACGAAUGUAAUCGUGUCCAUAAAAAUCGACGAAUAUCAUUAAAAUCAAGUGAAAUUUUCCAUAAAUCUAAGAAGAAUAAAGUAAUUCAGUGCUCUGGUUCAAAGUUUUUCGCAGUAGAUGAAAUUGUGAAUACUUCAAAGUCAUUCAGUGAUGUAGUUGAAUAAACAUUUGAAAAUUGAACUCUUUAGCGAUUCUCUUCAAAUUGUAAAAUAGAAUAAGUUUAUAUUUAAGAAAUUUGUCAAGUAUGGGAUAUGAAAAGAUGAAUAUUUUUGAAUGAUUUUCUUGAAAUUGUAAAUUAUUGUUUAUGAAAUUUAUCAAGUAUGGAUGACAAAAUGAACAGAGAUAGAUCUCCCCAAUUGCAUAAUUUGAAUGAACAAGAUCAAAGUGUAGUGUCGCGUGUUCUUCAAAUUGAAAGGCAACGUGCAGAAUCUGAAACUAAUGAAUCAUGUGCUCAAGUGCAAUUUCAAUCAGUGUUUCAACAAUUUCGACCAUUAUUACCGUCCAAUCAACAACAGUGUAAAGUGCCUCAACAAUUUCGACCAGUGUUACCGAGCCAUCGAAAACAAUAUAAAGAUAUUCCUUCAAGAUCAAAAAAAAGUGCAGUGUUUUCGUCAUUUAAACCUUUAUUUCCGCGUAAUCAAAAUCAAUAUGAAACUGGUGCUUCUACUUCAAAGGAAUCAAUUCACCGACCCGAACAACGAGAAUUUCUUGUGGAAAACGAUGACACUCGAAUGUCAUUUACAACUGAUGACGAACCGUCUACAUAUAAUAUCGCUGAAAGCUGUGCUUCAACUUCUUGGCAGCACAAUCUUGGUUUAUUGGACAUUGAUUCUACAACUGGGAAUUACAGUGAUAACAGCAACAUUGAACACAUGGAUGUAGAUUCAGGGGAAAAUAAUCAAGCGCCACAAGAAGAUUCUCGACAAAGUCCAAUUCCAAAAAAACGAUAUAAAUUAAGCGAAUUUCAGGAAAAACACAUUGAUAAUGCCCGUGAACCACAACCCUCAACUAGUAGGCAGGCAGACCUAAGCGAUUUGAAGCAAUUGAAAGAAGUUGAAUUUAAAAUACCAGCAGAACCCGAUAUAAAGAGAAAAAAAAAGAAAGCAGAAGAAAAUGUCGUAUCGCAAUCAAAGUUUACAAUUAAAACAGGGUUUAACGAAACCUUUUGUCCUGAUAAUGAUAUGCGUCAGUUGAUAACUGACAAGGCAAAAUUAAUAUCGCGAAUGUUUGUUUUAAUUACAAUCUUUGUAAAUUUUGCUUUGAGGCAUCCAACCAAAGAUUAUCUUCGUAAUCUUUGGAGUGCAAAAGGUCCAGAUUAUGUAACAAUAACCUAUUUGUUUAAACAGAAACUGGGGAAAACAAAUAAAACUGAAAUACUGGACCAAUUAAAGAAGCAAUUUGUUCAAGAAUUUAUUGAAUAUAUGGGUAGACCAUUCGAGAAAUUCGACUGCGUAAAUUUAACUCCAACAAUUAACGAGAUGGCUGAACAAUUAAACGUUAAUUUUAAAACAAAUUUAACUCAUCACGCUCGCAGUCGACUAGCAAAAUUUUUUGAAAUGGAAUUGUUUAAAAAUGAAGAAAAGAGCGAAACAUAUGAAGAGCACCGAAAAAAACAAGAAGCUAAACGUGAAGAAACCAAAAAGAAGCGCAAAAAAAAGAACAAGAAGAAACGGUCCCGAUGGAAAAGAAAGAAAAAAAAGGGGAAAGAAGCAUCAAGAAGAAUGCGUCGUGUAAGGCAUGAACGGUUAAUGAAAAAAUAUCCCGAAAAAAUAAAGAGAGAUAAACAUAUAUUCAAUCUACUGCGAAAUAAAAAAAGAAGUUAUCGGAUUUUACAAAGGAAAUGUUUUUACGAUGCAACGAAUACAACGCGGCGAAAUCGUGGAAAAAAGAUGAGUAAAGAGGAAAAAUGGAAACAAAAAGGAAAAUCAAAAAAUACUUCAUCUCAUCAACGCAACGACAAAGACAACGAAACAAAUCCAACGAAAAUAAACAACGACAAAGACAACGAAACAAAGAUGUAUGAUAAAUUAAAAAUUAUUAAAAACCUCGUAGACGAACUUCUUCUUGAAAACAAAUGUGAAAAUAAAACAUUAAAUAAGAUGAAUGAAGAAAAUUUAAAUUUUCAAAACAUCGAUAAUCCUGACGAUUGCCAUAAAUUCCUCAAUUUUUUCCACCGAUUACAAUUAUAUUUCGCAAAAAAAAAAUGCAAAAGUUUUAAUAUUGUUCCAGUUAUGAAUUGCGGUUUGAAAUAUGUAACUAUCACGAAUUCCGCUUUGUUUGAAUUGGAGAGGGAAUUAAAAAAAAUAAAAGGAAAAACUUACGUUGUCAGAAAUCCCGUUCCUGUUAAAACUGAAGGUUUAUCACAUUCAGAAAUUAGGAAAAAGAUCACAGCCGAGGAAGAACUCCAUCGAAAUAAAAUGACACCUUUAAAAGCGAAAUCAAAUUCUCUUACUGAAGAUAAAAAAAAAUUGACUAAUGAAAUUAAAGCCUUAAAGAGGAAAAAAAAUUGUAACGAGGCAAAAAAGGAAUUGUCAAACCUGCAAGUUAAAUUGAGGAAACUUAAUGAUGAUUUGAAAACGAUUAACGAGGAUGAGAAAAAAGUAAGACAAGAUCAUGAUGAAAUUUUGGGGAAGAGACACGAAAACAAAUAUAAGGAAAAUGCUAAUCGAUGGACUCGACUGUUUAAUAUUUCUCAUUUGCGAAUAAAUGAGGAAAAGAUGAAAUUUUCGGGCACCAUUAUGACGGAUGGAAUAGGUGUGUCUGUGAUUUUUAAUUUAAAUCAACCUAAGAAGCAGGAAAAUUUUUCAAUUCCAAAAAAUCCAAUUUUAAAUGAGGAGAAAUUGGAAAAUUUCCAUCUCUUAAAGGGACUUGAUCCUGGCUUAAAAUUUUGUUUUGGAGGUGUCGAGCGUGAAGUCAACGGUGAGUUUGAUAUUAAUUCCGAUGAUAGACACAUCAAAAUCAAAUCUUCAUCAUUUCGAUGGCUCACCGGUCAGAAUAGAAGAAGAGAAAUUCUUCAAAAACAUGUUCCGCAAAAUUAUCACCAACAAUUACUGGAAAGAGAAGAAUUCAAGGGUAAAGUCAACAACAAAGAUCCACGUUUAAUAGUAACAACAACAAAAUUCCUUUUAAGAGAAUUUUACGACACUCAACCAAUUUUGGAAAAAAGAAAAGUUGCUCGUCUUAAAUGGGACAAGUACAUGUCAGUCCGGCGAGAAACAAAUUUACUGGCAAACUACAUAAUCGGUGAUGAAAAUAAAAAACAAUUAAUUGUCGUAGGACAGCCAGACAUUCCCCCCUGGUUAAAAGGACAUGUGCGAAUGUCCUUGCGUGCAGUGGUUAAGCGGUUAAUUGAAAAGCAACAUAAAUCGAAAAAUUUAUCCGUUGUUUUCGUCAAUGAGCACCGCACUACCGUCAUGUGCAGCAAGUGCAAUGUUCGCGUCAAAAUAUUCCGCAAUCGGACAACUUAUUGUUCAACGUGCAAAACAAGAUGGAAUCGUGAUGUUAAUGCGGGUAGAAACAUUUUACAUUUAGGAUUAGUAAAAACUGGAUUAAUCGAAAAAGAAUGUCUACCACAUUGGGAGAUGUUUAAUGCCCUUACGGCUUCAGUCGAUUAACUUUGUUAAUUGGGGAAGAUCUAUAUUAGGCAGAUCUCUUCACUUGUGACGUCAGAGUCGUUUCAAGAUCUGACGUCACACGCAAACUCGAAAUAUAUCGACAUUUAUCGGCUUCCUCACUUUCGAUGGGAAGUUCAUGCCUGAAAAGGCGAACUGAGAUACCAAACGUCCCCAAACGCAAGCGCACUUACGUUUGGGGACGGUCGUUGGCAUCUUUGGCUCUAAGAGUUCGAAUGUUGACACAAGUUGCUAUUAAAAUAUUAAAAUAAUUGUUUAAAAUGCUUAGGAAUUAAUUUUAUUAUUGUGAAAUAAUUGCGAAUCAUUCAGUAUAUUUUAUUUAUUACAUAGUUAUUAGAAAUUAACUAUAAAAA